AUGUCUGCUACGACCGUGUCCACUAGUGAUAUCUCUCUGCAGCCGCUGACGACCCCCUUUAUCCCACCGCCCGGCUGUGGCAACCAAUACAGCACCACGGAUUAUCUGCUCUACUCCAAACAUUCGUAUCAUCUGUCUGUCUCGAAGGAACUUCCGUCUUGCCAACCAUCCGGAUGGGGUGUGAGCCAGAGCUCCCGCUUUGAUUACAGCCCCGCCGUCUGUCCCGCCGGGUGGACGGCAUAUAGCAUCGGGGGGACGGUGUCGUCGGCAAGCCCUAUGACAGCGGCAACACGCAGUGUAACCACCGCCUUUUGCUGCUCCAAGAGGUUCACCCUUUCUACCUUAUACGGCCUGCCAAUCCCCGGCACCUCGCUACCGGCGUGUUUCCAAAGUGUGUCCGCCACCACGGCGUUGCUUCCCCGGCAAACCAUCCCGAGCCCGGUACCGACGGUACGCAUGCAUGAGGCAUGGCACAUCACCUGGGCCUCGACCGAUGUGCCAACCCUUCAUCCCCCACCGCCGGAUAUUGGCGCUUGUACUGCUCUUGCACUGAGCUCCUGGGUUCCGGGCGCCGCGGUGGAAGGCGGACUGGUAUGCGAGUCCUCGAGUGGAGAGCCCCCGGUGCCGACCAACACCAACAACAGCGAGAAUUAUCAUGAUAGGGAGUCUGACACGGCGACAAGGUGGUUUCUCAUUGUUGGACUUCCGAUUAUUGCGGUUUUCGCAGUCGCCGGGUGCUGUAUAUGUGCUUGUUGUCGGCAAAAGAAGCGUAGAAAGAAGAGGCUGGAGCCUUCCAAUCAGCAAGCUUCUUUGGAUUCGCGAGGAUGUCGAGGCUCUCCCUAA
Messenger RNA from Aspergillus lentulus, 843 nucleotides. RefSeq lists its product as uncharacterized. Lineage: Eukaryota; Fungi; Ascomycota; Eurotiomycetes; Eurotiales; Aspergillaceae. The record is from RefSeq and is a predicted model, not a curated record.